Messenger RNA from Trichomonas vaginalis G3, 924 nucleotides. RefSeq names its product WD40 repeat-like family. The coding region runs from base 1 to 924 and encodes 307 amino acids. The record is from RefSeq and is a predicted model, not a curated record. Gene Ontology annotation, molecular function: protein binding. NCBI's taxonomy places the organism in Eukaryota, Parabasalia, Trichomonadida, Trichomonadidae. The transcript has a single exon.
AUGGCUAAAAGAGGGGAAUGCGUGUUACCAAAUAUUUCAUCUAUCGCACAAAUUGAUAAUAAAAAUUUUUCAAUAAUUGCUGAAGAAUCAGAAGUUAAUAUAGUUACAUCAGAAGAUUCAGAGUUUAAAAUCGAUAAAAUACCUGUCACCAAUACAAAAUCAGUACAUUUAACUAAAGAAAAUCAAAUUUUGUUAAUUAAUAACAAAUUAUCUACGAAAAUCUACAAAAAUCAGACUGACAUUGCUAACUUGUUUGAUGAGCAACCUCAAUCCGAGUACAUUUCAUCUAUUCUCGUUGACGAAACCCUUUAUAUUUUUUCGGACAAAAUUUUCUCAGGAAAAGUACAAGAAAACUCUACAAUUUCGACUUACACACCAAAAAAUUACACAGCUUCAAAGGUAAUUCAUUACCAAAAUGAUUCUUUUUUGGUAAUCUCAAAAGAUAAAAAGAAAGUACUUUUAUUGUCAACCAAAGACUCAGAAAUGACAGUUACAGAAGAACUACAGUCAACAACAGACAUAAUUGACGUUUUAAUCUUUGAUACAGAUAAAAUCUGUUGUAUUUCAGAACACAACAUCAUACUACACAAGAUAGGCGAGUCCAAGUCAUUUAGAAACACAAUUAAUCCGAAAUAUACAAUAAAUUGUUCGAAUUAUCUUCCGAAUAAGAAUCUUUUAAUAUUUGGAACGAAAGAAGGUUCAAUCAUCAUUGUCAAAUCAAUCUAUCAAGAAGACAACACGUUUUCUGAUUCUGAAAUCUCUUAUUUGUAUAAUUUCCAUGAAUGUCCUGUUGUUAACGUAUUUCCACUUACAAACGAUAGAAUUUUAUCGAUCGGCCAAAAUGGAACAUUAGUUCUUUGGGAAAAUGUUGUUCCAUGGUGGAAUGUGCCAAAUACUGUUUCUUUGUUAUUAAAUACCAAAUGA